ACAAUCGAUACCUGCAACGGCGCUGCUGAGAGCCGAGUGAGUUAUUUGAACGAACUAGCUAGGCUCUACCGCAGAUCAAUAAACAAUCCGAAGCGUGCCGUCGUGUGCAAUGGGCAACCGUACACUGCCGAAAUAUCGCAAAUUAAUCACAGGCACUUUGCGCUGUUGGGUGGAUCAGCGCAAGCUAAAACCGUCCAUUCACUACUGGAGUGUAGUGGCAGAGACUGGAUACCUACAUAUAUGGAAUGGCUUCGGAGAUCAACCCAACCGUUUGGAUAUUCACCAAAGCAUCAGUAAUCGUACAAUCAACGGCAGUGGUCAUGCAGGUCGUUCACUGCCAGACCUAGAUGGGGCGAACUUGGAUCGACAGAGGCUGGUAGUCUACAUGAUAUUGGAAAACUUAACAUCGGUUAGCCCGGCAGGAGCGACAGCAACGAAGAUUAUCUUGAUAAAGAGCAACAGCUGCAGCAACAGAAACAAAUGUUCUACCAUAAUUGUGGUGACAGUGGUAACCAACCGCAUCGUCCGCGUAUCUGAGUUGAUAGGACAGGACGCUACGGCAAUUGAGAUGAAACCUCUAUAUAGAUUAGUCGUCAUACUAGCAGAAAUUAAAGGUGAAAGUAAAACCACAGACAAACAGACGUAACACUUGCGAAAUUUCCAUCGACCACGCUUUUAACGAUCAUUUUAAAUUUUCAUAGUUGUGGUUUUCACAACCAGAGGCGCACGCGUCGUUUUUCUAUGCGUUUGACGUUUCACACUAGCGCCUUCUGUUGACGAUAUGGCACAACACAGUGAUUCGUGCAACUUUUCCACCAGGUGAUGGUAGUGUGAACUGGGCGAUGGAUUUCCAUGAAAAUCGUUCAAGGUGUUACGUCUGUUUGUCUGUGGUAAAACUGAUCUUACAGCCAGUGUUACGGGGGGGGAGAUUGUUGCUGCCAACACUGUAUAUCGUUGGUUUCAUUAUCAGUCAAAACAAUAGCGGAUGAUUAGAAGUUUGAAUUUGACAGAUGUCAGGAAGAAGCAGUAAGAAUAGUAAGAAAACGAGAAGCUGUCAGUAUGUUAACUAGUAUUCAGCGAGCAGAAAAGUGCAAAUUGUGUUAACGAAACAUUUUCUGUUCUACUUACAAUUCUAGUUGAAUAUUUUACUAACUUAUUGCUAAAAUCGAUAAAACACAAUGAAUUAAUAUUGAAAUUAACUUAUCUUAUACAAUAUGUAAAACCACGAAUAUCGAGGGAGAUGACUAGACAAGUUUCAAACAUGCUCUAAACCGUUAUUUCUUUGAGCUGACUCGCACCCAAAUUAAGGAGAUUGCGAUCUGCUAAAUAGAAACGGAGAAGAGCCCCCCUCUUUGUUCCCGCAACACUCAAAGAAAUAACGACACGAUGAACGCCAAGUCAACAGGCACAUAUUCGGACGUGUGUUCAGCACAACCGGGAGGCUGCGUCAAUUCCUCGCACCCCGAUCCGUCCGUAACCAGAAAGAGUUCCUUUUUCGUAAAUGAUUCCAGCCAAAACAAACGCUCCAGUCGUAUUGCCCUCCUGCUAAAACUUCACGAGGAAGAGCGCGCAAUCCAGCAGCGCGAGUUUGAGGCAGAGAGACGGGCUUUGGAGCAGGAGAGAGAAUGGCAAAGGAAAUACAAUUUGUUAGUGGAUCAACUUCUGGAGCGCCGCAAUACGAUCAAACGUAAUCGGAAUGUCGUUGAUAGAGCCGUCGUGGCGAAGCAAAGUGUACAGCCCCCGGAUCCAAGCGGCAACAAUUCGUCGUCAGAUGAUGAUAAUAAAUCGCUUACUGCCGACCGAGUUGGUGCUACCGAUGAUACAACUGUCGAAUCAUCGCAACGAUCACAUCAGAAGAAUAUGGUUAUCUGUGUAGAACAACAACCAAACCAGUCACUGCCGCCCUUGCUGCCGCCGGUACGAGCGGAUUACCCGGCAGAUCAACUACAUCUGGAUGGAAUUCAGCAGCGGUGUGCUCGCGCGUUUUCCGAAACAAUGCCGAAGAAACGAAUAACGAUAGCCGACAGCGUCAUGCCAACCGAAGGUAGAACUAUACCAGCUUUACCUCACGAAGCGAUCUCAACCAAACCAAACAACCAAACCCUGUCGGUUAAAAUCAAGCCAAGCAGUGUGUCUCCACCGAAAUGCUCACUGUCAGUUUCGGAAGGAAACAUAAUUCAUUUAGAUCAAGGUGUGAAUGAAGCUCUCUACAUAAAUGGAAUGCAGUCCAGAGCACCUCCUGCUGUUGUGGAUCCAAAUGUUCCUGAUCCCGCUCCUCCCCCCUUACGAUUAGAUGUACGAUCGCCUCGCCUUUUACUUUCUGCAGAUGGUACUUUAAAAUGUGUCGGUGUAUUCGAUGGUUUAACUCAGCUGACAUCAGUUAAAGUGAAGAGAUUAAGUGAUUUUCCGAUUGAGCUGCUUUCGAAUGGGAAUGUGGUGAUGUACAUAAGCAAACCUGACUGCGUCUUGGAUGUGCUGCUCACAACCCGGUGAUCGAUACAAUUCCUGGUUCCUCUCCCCGCCAACAUUCUUUAAAACAUUCAAUGGAAGGCUUUCUACCGAAAGCAGUAUCAGCGGGAAGCUGCGUUAAUUAUCCGCGCCCCGAUUCAAACUACAACCUGCCGUGUAUCGUCCAACGUACCGGCCGCAAUGCUUCCCCAGUGAAACAGAGUUCACUAUCCAGCAGAAAAUCUGCUCGUUUUGCCCUACGGAUGAGGCAAAUAGAUGAAGAUCGCGCAAUUCAGCAGCGACAAAUUGAGUUGGAAAAGCGCGCCCUUGCUCUGGAGCGCAAAAUCCUUGCGGAAAAGUAUAGAUUACUGGAGCAGAAAAUUCGGAAGAAAUCAGCUUCCAAAAAUAAGAGUGAAACGAGAACAGAUGACUUGAACACAACGAUGCAAUCGGCAGUUUUAGAGCGAGCAGCUCCAUUGGAAACCCAAAUAAUACCAUCGACAAAACCGAUAUGUGUACCAGUACCAGAUUGUAUGAAGAUGGAUGAGACUCAGCUGCGUAUUACCCGCGCGUUUCUCGAAACAGAUUUAAUGAGAUCAAAUCUGGCCGUCGACAGCCUUGUGAGGAGUACCGGAGAUGUCAUCUCUCUUGCGCCGUUAUCAUCAAGCUCUGAGUUCAACUCGGAGGAUAUCGCGAGCGGAACUCAGCAGAUGCUUCAUAGUAUUGUGCAGCAGCAGGCACAGAUGUGCGUCUCGAGUAUAGAACAACUUCGUGUGAAGAAGUUUUCGUGCCGUGUUCAUAGCAAGCGUAAUACUGAUACCAAAUGGUAUCGCACAACAAACAAAACUGUUUGUUUUCAUGGUCUUCAGCGUAUUAUGGUACGAGUGUUUCCAUUACCACUUUAUGAACUAGAAGAAACAUGCCACAAAAGUAUCACACUGGGAGCACUGAAGGCACUCACGGCCAUGGAACAAGAGCGAAAGGAACCUGCAUCAACGUUAAGCGAGGCACGAUCGGCCUGCCUCAAUCAUUUGGAUCCAGAUACUGGUCAGGAGUACGAGAGUUUACGAAAUGCACGAAGUGAUCCCGAAAAGAUCAAAACAAACUUCGACCAAAUCUCUUUGUUUUGUUUUGGCCUAGCAUUGAGAUACAAUCACAGGGGCAACAUGUUCUCGUUCCUUUUUGUUGGAUGUGAGAACGAGAUGCUGCAGAUUAUUUUAAAUGUAACCAAGUUCAGCAAUGAUGAAUGCUUAGACGACUGGACGCAGAACGUAGCUGCAACUACGAGGAUUAGCACGAUUGCUGUCGGCUCAUUCAGUAAGAACGAUUCCAGAACGAUCAAUGGGCUACUACUACACAUUCAUUGGCAUAAGCUUGAUACAAAACCAGUAUUGUUAUUCGAUUCAAUUUGUGAAUCGUAUCUUCUGAUUUCAUUCGUGAAUUAUUAUUCUUCGGGCCUCCUGGACUCACCGUACCCCGUGAAAUGGUCAACACUUCGAUUCCUUUUCGUAUCCACGCCCCAGGAUCUGCUUUAUGGUCUAGGUGACCCACAGACGUCGACUACAGCAUAAGCUAAGGCCGACCUCAUGACGAAAAGCAUAAGCAUAUCCAAAGGUGUCGAUCUGAGCGUCGCAGAGUCAAGUACAUCCUCGACUUGGUCAAAAUUGUGUACGUGGUUUUCUCAUUCUCGUGAUGGUAGUGAGCAAAGCUUGCAUUUUCAACAUUACCGCUUGAGAUGCUGUGACCAUGGUCGAUUUCUGGUGUCAAGUAGAGGACUAGAAGGACAAGCAGCAGUGUCUCGAGACUCCGGACGAGAGUGUGCAAUACUGAACGACAGAGUUGGCAGUAACAUCCCGUGGAGACAGCUGGAAAAUAAUACCAGCCGGAAAAGCUGGUCGAAGAGAAUGUUUCCGGGUGAAGCGGUGCUACGAAUUCGGGGAUCUGGCGUCACGAAAAACUACGCGAUUAAGGACGGCGAUCUCGCUAGUGUACCAGAUUAGAUUUACACCAUUGAUGUGCAUCAACUGCAGCCGUCUGCUGGUAAGGUAAUAGAUAUCAGUGCGACCCUCAAAUAAGCCAUUUUUUCGGUUAGAGCUAGACGUGUUGAAAGAAACGGUGUUGGUGAUAGACGACAUAAUCACAAUCCUUCUGAACUUCAGUUAGAGGAACAACAGCGGCAUCGAAAACAGUUUAGUAAAACUGGAAUCUCCAGUAUUGAAACUGGUGACCAGUGUUACGGGGGGGAGUGUUGCCGCUGGCAGCACUGGCUAUACUGCGUGUGACAGAGUAAAUUGAGCAAUGAUACGAGCUGACAUCUGCAUACAGUUGUCAGUGGUUAGUUGAAGAAAAGAACUAAUGAAAGUAUGAAGAACUUAUAAAAACCUUAUGAUCUAAUGUGUCUUAAUGCUAUUGAACUUGUUGCUCUACCUUAAUCUAUUGAAUUUGAUAUUCUACCUACAGUAAAGUGAUAGUGAGUCAUGCAAUUAUAAAAUACUAUUGAACUCUUGAUCUAACUAAAUGUGAACUAUUUACAGUAUUUAGGAGCAUGCAAUCAGAUAUGUAACGUUGUUGUGCGAGAGGAGAAGGUCGUGAUAUUGUGUAGCGACACUGAAUGUGUAAGAAUGAUGAAUUAUUUAUAGGUUAUAAGUGUUAAUAAAUAGUUAUUUGCAGUUUAAAGCUGCACUAAAACGCAAACCUGACUGCGUCUUGGAUGUGCUGCUCACAACCCGGUGAUCGAUACAAUUCCUGGUUCCUCUCCCCGCCAA
This is a messenger RNA of Aedes albopictus (Asian tiger mosquito), 5213 nucleotides long. RefSeq lists its product as uncharacterized. Lineage: Eukaryota; Metazoa; Arthropoda; Insecta; Diptera; Culicidae. Bases 2544 to 4019 code for a protein of 491 amino acids. The transcript has 2 exons. The record is from RefSeq and is a predicted model, not a curated record.